GCAAGUAAAAUGUCUCUAACAAAUUCACCCUUCUCUCUCAUGCUCACUCAUAAAAACCAGCUCCCACCCUUCUUCCGUCUGUCUCACCUACUUUGACUCCUCCAAUGGCUUUGCUUCUCCUUCCUCACUCCUUCUCUUUGUCCCUUCUUCGAAACCCUACUGCUCCGCCGACAGGACAUACAACAAGAAGAACAAGACACCGGUUUCUCGCAUUGGCGGCGUCUUCCUCGGACUCGGAGGAUGACAAGAAUAAUGCUUCUUCUCAGAAGUCAACCAAGUUGGUCACUUUCUUGGGGAAAGGUGGGUCCGGAAAGACCACCUCCGCCGUUUUCGCCGCCCAGCAUUUUGCAAUGGCAGGGUUUAGCACAUGCUUGGUGAUACACACACAAGAUCCCACUGCUGAGUUCCUUCUAAACCGAAAAAUCGGAACUUCUCCUACAUUGUGCAGCCCCAAUCUUUCUGCUCUUAGAUUUGAAACCACCAAAAUGCUUCUAGGACCUUUGAAACAGCUAAAGCAAGCGGAUGAGCGCCUUAAUAUGACGCAAGGAGUUCUCGAAGGGAUUGUCGGAGAAGAGCUUGGGGUGCUUCCUGGGAUGGACCCUAUUUUUUCCGCAUUAGCGCUUGAGAGGCUUGUUCAAUUCUUUAGGAAUGUGGCACAAAGAUACCGCAACGAAGAUAAUUUUGAUGUAAUAAUAUAUGAUGGUAUGAGCUCUGAGGAAAUGCUGCGGAUGAUUGGUGCAGCUAGAAAAGCAAGGUUGUAUUUGAAAUACGUGCGGAACACGGCUGAGAAAACUGACCUGGGGAGGUUUGCCGGUCCUUCAGUUCUGAGACUUGUGGACGAAGCCAUGAGUAUAAGCAGCAGUACUCCUCGUCUCAAUGGGAAAAUGAGUGCAGAAAUAUGGGACAGUCUGGAACAAAUGUUGGAGAGAGGGUCAUCUGCUUUCUCAGAACCUGAAAAAUUUGGCUGCUUCCUAGUGAUUGACCCAGACAACCCAGUGUCUGUUCAUGCUGCACUACGCUAUUGGGGUUGCACAAUCCAAGCUGGUGCACAGGUUUCCGGAGCCUUUGCUGUUGCUUCACGACAUAAAAACACAGAAUCAGAGGAAAGACUCAAGAAAAACUUUUCACCCUUGCCUUUUGCUAGCAUUCCAAAUAUUUCCUUGGGUUCCCCUCUAGAUUGGAAUGCGAUCAUACAGGACACGUUUAGUGAAAGUACACGAAAUCUGCUUUCUAUGACAGCAAGUGGCAGUGGUAACCUAACGCCCUCAGUAAAGUUUGAUGCUGCCAGAAAAUCAGUAACCCUUUUCAUGCCAGGUUUUGACAAGUCAGAGAUCAAGCUAUACCAAUAUAGGGGAGGAUCUGAGUUGCUGGUGGAAGCAGGGGAUCAAAGACGCGUAAUUCAUCUGCCUUCAAAAAUUCAAGGGAAGGUUGGAGGUGCCAAGUUCAUGGACAGAAAUCUUGUAAUCACAAUGCGAUAGCGUAUUCAAGUCCUAAUGAUUUCGUAUAUUUUAUAAUUAAUUGAGAUGUCUCUGUGAGAGAGUAGGGAAGCUGAUUUCAUUACAAUUUCAACAAAGGUGGUUCUGACUUGUGUAUUUUACCAAGCAUAUGAAAUAAAGCUCACACAGCAACUUCCAGAAA
Molecule: messenger RNA, 1638 nt
Organism: Pyrus x bretschneideri (Chinese white pear)
Lineage: Eukaryota; Viridiplantae; Streptophyta; Magnoliopsida; Rosales; Rosaceae
Exons: 7
Coding region: 105-1478 (457 amino acids)
Source: RefSeq, a predicted model, not a curated record